Molecule: messenger RNA, 2542 nt
Organism: Thalassophryne amazonica
Lineage: Eukaryota; Metazoa; Chordata; Actinopteri; Batrachoidiformes; Batrachoididae
Gene: pum3
Product: pumilio RNA-binding family member 3
Exons: 18
Coding region: 103-2049 (648 amino acids)
Biological process (GO): regulation of translation
Cellular component (GO): nucleolus
Molecular function (GO): mRNA binding
Source: RefSeq, a predicted model, not a curated record
UUUCUUUUUACGGAAGCGAAUCGUGCCGUAAAGCAUUGUUGGUGGUUAAAGAAGAACACAUGGGCCAGAGCUACUGUAACGGCGCGUUAACAACUUAAAACGAUGGAAGCUAAACCAAAAAAACCCUUUUCGCCCAAAGGUGGAAAGAAGCUGACCCAUAAAGGAAAAGAUGCUUUAGGGGCCAAACUUGGUGGCAAACCAGGUGGUAAAAAACCCUUCAAAGCCUUCACCAACAAAGACAGGAAGAGAAGUGGGGAAGGCAAGAAGAGCAAUAAAUCAACUUUCUCCAAAGGUGGAACAGGGCUGAAAAAUAGAAAAGUGCCACAAAAUAGAAAGAAGUCAGAAGAAAGAGAUCCAAGUGAAGGUCCUGCAGCAAAAAAGAUGAAGAAAGGUGAGUUCAAAUCAAAGGAGGAGCUGAAGAAGAACAGACAGCAGCGGAAGAAGGACCUGAAGAAGAGCCGGCAGCAGGCGGAGCGGAAGGACAUGUUUCAGAUCAUCUGUCAGUCCAAACAAGUGUGGGGAACCCUCAGGAGGAAAAACUGCGACGGUGACUUAAAGAAGAAACUGUUGAAGGAGCUUCACGAUUUGAUCCGCGGUAAAAUCAAACAGAUGGCGUUUGCUCACGAUUCUGUUCGAGUCCUGCAGUGUUUCAUUCAGUUUGGCAACAACGACCAAAGACAAGAAGUGUUUGAAGAACUCAAAGAUGACAUCAUCAGUUUAUGUAAAUCGCAGUAUGGCAGACACGUAGUCAAAAAGCUGCUGAUGUACGGGAACAAGGAGCUGGUGGCAGCAGUGAUAAAAACCCUGAAAGGUCACGUCCGUCCAAUGCUUCGCCACGCCGCCGCCUCGGCCAUCAUUGAGUACGCCUACAACGACAAAGCAGUGCUCGCCCAGAGACUGAUGCUCACUGAGGAGCUGUACGGAAACACCUUCACCGUCUGCAGGUCGUCAGUGUGUAACACCAUCGAGAAAGUGCUGGAAGAAAAUCCCGACAAGCUGAACAACAUCAUUGACGAGAUGAAGCAGAUCCUCACACCCAUGGCUCAGAAAGAACAAGUCAUCAAACACUCGCUGGUCCACAAAGUCUUCCUCGAUUUCUUCACGUUUGCACCUGACAAACAGAGAACGGAAAUGAUUGAGUCGAUCAGAGAGGCGGUGGUCUACAUGGCUCACACGCACGACGGAGCGAGAGUGGCCAUGAACUGCCUGUGGCACGGAACUGCUAAGGACAGAAAAGUCAUCAUCAAAACAAUGAAGACCUACAUGGUGAAGUUUGCAACGGGGGAGUUCGGUCACCUCGUCCUCCUUGCCAUGUUCGACUGUGUGGACGACACCAAGCUGGUCAAACAAGCCGUGCUGUCGGAGAUUUUAUCAUCCCUGGAUGAGGUGAUCAGUAAUAAAUACGGUAAGAAGGUUCUGUUGUACCUGCUGAGCCCCAGAGACCCCGCCCACCUACUCCCCGAGAUCAUCAAGGUCCUGAAGCAAGGGGACGGAAACGCCCACAGUAAAAAGGAUGCAGCGAUUCGGAGGAAAGAGCUGCUGGAAGUCGUCUCCCCACCUCUGCUGGACUAUCUCCGUGACAACGCCACCACCAUGGUGAUGGACAAGGCGACAAGCGUUACAGUGAGCGACAUCCUGGCUUCAGCAUGCGGUGACCUGCGACCCGCCAUGACAGCUGUGGCUCAGCUGGCCAAUCAGGAGUUAGUGCCAGGCGGCGUCAAUGGAGAGCUUCACCCGGCCGAGCAUCCGGCGGGUCACCUGGUGCUGAAGUGGCUCAUAGAGCAGGAUGUCGCACUGGCUGAUGCUGGCAAGGAAGAAGGAUUUGGCAGAAUCCUGGUGGACACAGUGGGGACGGAUAAACUGAAGACCUGGAUCCGAGUAAACCGAGGUGCCAUAGUGCUCUGCAGCCUCCUGAGCAGCUGCGACGUGUCUGUGGCCGAGGACGUGAAGGCGACGCUGGCGUCCGUCAUCCCAGAGCUCAGCAGUGUUAGCAAUAAAGGAGCCGAAAUUCUGCUGGAGAAGCUCCGCCUCUCCCGACCACUCGCUUAAAGGCAGUAAAAGGGUCUGUGGAAAAGAAACCCUGCCAGAGCAAAAAGGACAAAGUGACGCUUGUCAGCAGUUUGACGAAUGUAUCGUACAGAGUUCAUAAAAAAAAAAAAAAAAAAAUUCCUUUGAAAUUUUCCAUGUUGAUUUCACCUGUGAGGGCAGAUUGGUGAACAUGCAUGAGUUCAGGUCCAGUGAACUUUGACCUGUGAGUUUGUGCUGACAGCCAGUCACAGUCCUAUAUUAGUGGACUGUGCCAGUCGAGUCCCAAUCCAGCUUGCUAAUCCAGUUUUACAAAGUCCUGUCCGUCAUUUGUCAACUGAAUAACUGAAGCUUGCCUUUAGAAUGUUACAGAUUCCUGUAUAAUAUUUUCUGAGGGUGCUUUGGUUGGGAUUAAGCUACUCGGAAAAUGCUGUAAUAUUUUCUUAAAUAUUUUCUGAUGCUCCGUUUUUACAGACUGACAGAAAAACAGAAAAUUUUUUACAAAAUAAAGAUGAUG